Messenger RNA from Chondrus crispus (carragheen), 1361 nucleotides. RefSeq lists its product as hypothetical. The transcript is spliced from 2 exons. The record is from RefSeq and is a predicted model, not a curated record. The coding region runs from base 1 to 258 and encodes 85 amino acids. NCBI's taxonomy places the organism in Eukaryota, Rhodophyta, Florideophyceae, Gigartinales, Gigartinaceae.
AUGCAUGAAGUAACGGUACCCUUAGCCAAUGGCACAGUAGACACAGCGAAUGGAUCAAAAAGCUUGCAAGCGAAAUAUUCUUGUACUGCAUAUUUGCUUCUGUGCAUCGUAGAGAAAUUACUGGUUGUUGUGGUAACUUAUCUCCCAAAAUCCUUCCAUUCAUUUUUUGGGCCAGCCCUCCACCAGUUCGUAUUGCGGUUCGUAUUGCGUUCACAUCCUGAAAGGAGAAGAGGACGACGUGUUUGCCACAAACCUUGACCCAUAUCCUUCUGAACCAACACAAGGCCAAGACUGGGCACUGCCUAAGGCUAGAGAAAAGUAACGCCUGGACAGUCAAGAGUCUGAUUAGCAGGUCACACCACGUUUGCGUCAUACUUGCCAUGGCCCCCACCUCCUCUCGCUCAAAGAGUAAGUCUUCGUCGCCCAGGAAAAGUAGCAGCGCGUCCUCGCGUUCGAAAAGCUCUAAGUCAAAGCCGCCGUCAAAGAACACGUCGAAGUCGUCUUCUUCAACAAAGACCUCAAAGCCACAUUCCUCGAAUUCUUCUUCACGAGAGAAAGCAAAGCAAGGCAGUGCUUCUCAAUCAAAGUCUAGAAAGACUGAGAGUUCAUCGCGAAAGAAGACUACCAAGGCCUUAUCAGACGGGGACUAUCCGCCGGGAACGUAUUUUGACGACGACAGUCCUUCUCGCCAUCGCCAAAAGCAUCGUCAGCGAGACUACAUACCGCCUCCCCACUUUCCAUCUGCAGGGUCUUCGCGGCCACCCAUGUACGGCAUGCCUCCAGCGUCGGUCGCCGGGAAAGUUGGAGGCCAAGGUUUGAAAUCGGUUUUCAAAGGAAGCAAAAAGGCGCUGCGCUUCUGCGCAGAGACAGGCUUAGAAUUCCUCGAGUUGUAAGAUAUUUUCUCUGAUGUGGUGCUGCCCUGCUCAUCUCCACGUUUCGGUCAACAUCGUUGCCUCAGCACCUGCUCUUGGGCCAGUGCAAAGUUUUAGUUUCCUGAGAGUCGAUAUGUAGUUGUUUGAAAGUUUCAGGGUAUCUGCUAUUAGGAAAGUUGAAAAAUGAAUUCUCGGAUCUUGCCGCUCAUGCAAAGCCAAGAAUGGCUUAUACUGUUGUUUUGCCCCACAGCUUUGGAGUUUAGAGAUGAACUAUUGUAUGGUAUCCAUCCCGUCAAGUGUUUUAAUUGGCGUGCCGAUGAGGGGGGUAGAAUGCGGUGUUGCACGAGACUCCGUCCUCUGCAAAUAGCUAUUUCACAAAAACAUAAAAACGUGCAGUUGUAUUGACAGGAGAUGCUCGUCUGACUACUGUUUGUGCGUAGUACAACAGGACAAGUUCUCACGAAGAUAUGAAUUAAACUUUCAGAUGUA